GCCGUGCACACGCGUGGGUCAUGCUCCGCACCUGACAGCCGUGCUGUCCACUCCAGAGUCCAGACUCUAACCCGAGGAAAACUUAGCAACAACAACAACAACAACAACUUCUCCACCGCUGCUGCUGCUGAGGACACUUGACACAAGGACUGUUUUACAGCAAAAGAAGAAGAAAAAAAGACACCCAAAAAAAACGUAUUUAUUUAAUUUUUUUAUUCCUAUAAAAGCUGCAUCACAAAGGCGAAACGGCGACCUCAGUCGAUUACCUUUCUUUUCUUUGCUAUCCCAUGGAUAUUCAUUGCAAAGCAGACCCCUUCUCGGCGAUGCACCGGCACGGCGGUGUGAACCAGCUCGGUGGGGUGUUCGUCAACGGCAGACCCCUGCCGGACGUGGUGAGGCAGCGGAUCGUGGAGCUGGCCCACCAGGGGGUCCGACCCUGCGACAUCUCCAGACAGCUACGGGUCAGUCACGGCUGUGUCAGCAAAAUCCUCGGCAGGUACUAUGAAACCGGCAGUAUUAAACCUGGAGUAAUCGGUGGCUCCAAACCAAAGGUUGCAACCCCGAAGGUGGUGGAUAAAAUCGCAGAAUACAAGCGUCAAAAUCCAACCAUGUUCGCCUGGGAAAUAAGGGACCGGCUACUGGCCGAGGGCGUCUGCGACAACGACACCGUCCCCAGCGUUUCAUCCAUCAACAGGAUUAUCCGCACCAAAGUCCAGCAGCAGUUUCACCCGUCACCUGAUGGAUCUGUCACGCCGCUCUCCACACCGGGCCACACCAUAGUGCCCAGCACGGCCUCGCCGCCUGUGACCAGCGCCUCCAACAACCCCGUAGGAUCCUACUCCAUCAACGGCAUUCUGGGUAUACCCCGCUCCAACGGUGAGAAGAGAAAGCGAGAUGAUGUUCUCUGGAGUGGCAACCACUUGGAUGGAAGGAAAAUAGGACAUUAUGGCUCUGAUGGCUCGGGCCCCGGCAGCGACUCUCAGGGCAGCGUGGAGAGUUUAAGGAAGCAUCUGCGAGCAGACGCCUUCACCCAGCAGCAGCUGGAGGCCCUGGACCGUGUGUUUGAACGUCCUCCUUACCCUGAUGUCUUCCCCACUUCAGAACACAUCAAACCCGAACAGGCAAAUGAGUAUUCCCUCCCCUCCCUGAACCCCGGCCUGGAAGACGUGAAGCCAAGUCUCUCCACCAGCGCCAGCUCCGAGUUGGCCUCCAGUGUGUCCCAGAGCUACUCUGUUGUGACAGAGCCUCACCCAUCAUACCCACCCUCCAUGUGUGUUAAGAGGGAGCCUCACGAGGCUUCCUUUGCCCCCUUCACCCCCUCCUCUGUUGGAGACUCUGCUCUAGCCGACAUCUUGCCUCACCAGUCCGGCCUCUCUGUAGAUGCCUCCACUCCCAGCUACCCCGCCCAUGCCCACGGUCCCUGCUACAGCCAGUAUGCCAGCCAGCCCUUUAUAGCAGGUCGAGACAUGGCCAGCACCACCUUACCUGGAUAUCCGCCUCACGUUCCCCCGACGGGACAAGGCAGCUACCCCACAUCCACCCUCGCUGGAAUGGUCCCUGGUGGGGACUUUUCUGGAAACCCAUAUUCUCAUCCACAAUACAGUGCAUACAAUGAAGCCUGGCGUUUCAGCAAUCCAGCGUUACUAAUGCCGCAUCCCGUGGCUCCGCGCCUCCCACUGCUGCCACUGCCUACGACCGCCACUAGUUACCACCAGGAGCAGCUCAAACUUCAGGGCCAGAGCUUCGGCCUCCAUAUCGUCCCCGUCUGAGAAACACUGAGGUCACUGUGCAGGAUGGAGCUACGAGGUGGAUGUCGGUUGAUGCAUCAGGCACCAGGCUACAGCACCACACACUGUAGGCCAUAAUGGCCCCCCCGUGGGCAACAGAACUCUCCCAUCAUGCCCCUCACUCUCUCACAGACCUGACGAAUUCCAGAAUUACUUUAAGAGAUUAUAUAAAUAUAUAUAUUAUAAAAUAUAAAUCGAAGAAAAACGGUGUGAAGAAAACCCUGUGGAAAAAAAAAUAUUGUGGGUUUUUUUAUUUUUUGUUUCUCCGUUGCUGUUGUUGUUGUUGUUAUUUUAUUCACAGAUCCUCAUAUUUCUUUACGUAACAAACUGCAGUAUAUUUCUGCUCUGAAAGUCCAGUGGAGGUGAUGUUGGCCAUCUAGUUUGAGGAUGCAGGGGCCAGAACCACAGAUUGAAUCCCCCCUGACACUUGGCAAGCUGAUUUUUUUUUCUAACUCUUGUGCUGUGACCACAUCAUCUAGUUCCAUUUCUUCAGCUAAAUUAUCAGAGAAACACAAUGUUUACCAACCCUGUACAAAUGUUAAACAUUUCUCAAAGUAUUAAAAAAAAAAGAGAGACCAUGUAACACAAUACUGCGGCCAGAAUCUACAACUCCACACUAUAUUAAUCCAAACAUGUCCUGAAAUGUUGCCACAUUUCCUCAGUUUCCCCUCUGGGCUGACAUCGAUCCAUCUUUAUUUUUGCUGUUUUUUGCACUAAAAUCUCUGGUUAUCUUCUUUAUUUUGUACAUUCCGAAGCAUUUUAAAAAUUUAGCUUUAAUUUAAGUCCACACAGCAGACAGACACAUGCAUUACCUUCCUUUAAAAAGAUGAAAAUUGCAAUUAAUAAAAACAAUUGUAGCCAUAUAAAUCCAUAGAUUAUGGCUCUGUUAGCUAUCCUUUCUAUAUAAUUUUGCUUAUACAUUAUUCAUCCAUAAGGUGGUACCAAAAGAUGCCUACACUGUUUAGAAAGGUGAAUGCAGUUGAGCGAGCCUAUAGCAAAUGAGCUUCAACAAUUGCCUUACAACUCUGUUUCCCAGUCAAAUCCAUGCCUGUUGAGUCAGAUUAACUGCCUUUACACACACACACACGCACGCACACACACACACACACACACACACACACACACACACACACAUCCUCCAUCAGGACUGAGAGAAAAUACUGAUUCAGUUUUGCUUUUCGUUGGAAAAAAAUAUGUUGUGAAUGUACUUUUACUGACAUUUGCCAAAGACUUAGUUUGAUAUUUAAUAUUUUAUUUACAGUAUAUGUACGCAUAAGUUAAACAGUAUUAUUUUUAACCAGAAGUCAUCAACACUGAUCACGUACGGUACAGUAUCACCACUUUCCAAACAACAACAACAAAAAAAUACUGUCUUGGGAAAAAAAGGCUGAAAUUCAACAACUCUGUAUUGUAUUCCAACAGCUGCAACAAAAUGCUGCUUUUGUAGAAUGAUUUGUGAAUAAUGUGAAGACAAUUUUUUUUUCCUCUGUAAAUAAUGUCAAACACACACCACUGCAGUAUCUUACUAAUGUACUGGCUCCCUUUGUAGAUAUACACACAAAAAAAACAUGCAUUACAUUUGUGUCUUAAUGUAAUGUUGUGCUCUGGUGAACCGCACAACUAUUAUUCGACCUGUGGAUCCGUCAGUGGCAGGUUUUAGAUGCUGAAAUCACAUUAAUGUCCCUUGUCAUUUUUUUUUUUUUUUGAUUAUUUUAUUUUCAUUAUGUCGUCAUGAUGAUGUUUUAUGUCACUAUGCAAUGAGUUAAAUGGCUUUCUGUAUCAUGUUUGGUCAUCGGACAACAAGUAAUCCC
Cynoglossus semilaevis (tongue sole) is the source of this 3598-nucleotide messenger RNA. RefSeq names its product paired box 2a (gene pax2a). Gene Ontology annotation, molecular function: DNA-binding transcription factor activity, RNA polymerase II-specific; RNA polymerase II cis-regulatory region sequence-specific DNA binding. The transcript is spliced from 12 exons. Gene Ontology annotation, biological process: anatomical structure development; regulation of transcription by RNA polymerase II. Bases 288 to 1769 code for a protein of 493 amino acids. The record is from RefSeq and is a predicted model, not a curated record. Lineage: Eukaryota; Metazoa; Chordata; Actinopteri; Pleuronectiformes; Cynoglossidae.